UCUCCGCGGUCAUCUGGCUUCCUGCGGCGUUUUGUUUGCGACGCUGUCGUGUAACGGCGCGCUUUCCGGCCGGGGGGACGAAGCCCGCGACUGGGCCACUGCGGCCGGAAGAGGGGUCAGGCGAGUGAGGUUGAUGCCCGGCGGCGGGGCAAGCGCGGCGUCUGGCCGGCUUCUCACCGCCGCGGAGCAAAGGGGGGUCCGGGAAUCGGUGGGGUCGGCGUCCAGGAGCGGCCCAGUGGGUUUCGGCUCCGGCGGCAGAGGCGGCUCAGGCGGCCCCGGGCCGGGGAGUGGAGGCCCGGGGGGCCCCGCGGGCAGAAUGAGCCUGACCCCGAAGGAGCUCUCGAGCCUGCUGAGCAUCAUUUCGGAGGAAGCGGGCGGCGGCAGCACCUUCGAGGGCCUGUCCACCGCCUUCCACCACUACUUCAGCAAGGCCGACCACUUCCGUCUGGGCUCGGUGCUCGUCAUGCUGCUGCAGCAACCAGACCUGCUGCCCAGCGCAGCGCAGCGCCUCACGGCGCUCUACCUGCUCUGGGAGAUGUACCGCACCGAGCCGCUCGCCGCCAACCCCUUCGCCGCCAGCUUCGCGCACCUGCUUAAUCCCGCGCCGCCCGCCCGCGGCGGCCAGGAGCCCGACCGGCCGCCGCUCUCAGGAUUUUUACCUCCUAUAACUCCACCAGAAAAGUUUUUUCUUUCCCAGCUGAUGCUGGCACCCCCAAGGGAACUCUUCAAAAAGACGCCUCGACAGAUUGCACUGAUGGAUGUUGGAAACAUGGGCCAGUCUGUGGACAUUAGUGGGCUUCAGCUGGCUUUGGCUGAACGGCAGUCUGAAUUGCCCACUCAAAGUAAAGCUAGCUUUCCUAGUAUUCUCAGUGACCCAGACCCGGAUUCUUCUAAUUCUGGCUUUGACAGCUCAGUUGCCUCUCAGAUCACAGAAGCUUUAGUCAGUGGACCAAAGCCACCAAUUGAAAGCCAUUUCCGGCCAGAGUUUAUUCGUCCGCCACCUCCACUCCACAUUUGUGAGGAUGAACUGGCUUGGCUGAAUCCCACAGAGCCAGACCAUGCGAUCCAGUGGGAUAAAUCAAUGUGUGUGAAGAAUAGCACUGGUGUAGAGAUCAAGCGAAUAAUGGCCAAAGCCUUCAAAAGCCCCUUAUCGUCUCCUCAACAAACACAGCUCCUUGGUGAAUUGGAAAAAGACCCCAAACUUGUUUAUCACAUUGGCCUCACUCCAGCCAAACUUCCUGACCUAGUGGAGAACAACCCUCUGGUUGCUAUAGAAAUGUUGCUGAAGUUAAUGCAGUCAAGCCAGAUCACUGAGUAUUUCUCGGUCUUGGUCAAUAUGGACAUGUCUUUACAUUCAAUGGAAGUUGUAAACCGACUAACUACAGCUGUUGAUCUACCUCCUGAAUUUAUUCACCUCUAUAUAUCAAAUUGCAUCUCUACUUGUGAGCAAAUUAAAGAUAAAUAUAUGCAGAAUCGUUUGGUGCGUCUUGUGUGUGUCUUUCUCCAAUCUUUGAUCCGUAACAAAAUUAUCAAUGUGCAGGACUUGUUUAUAGAAGUGCAGGCAUUCUGUAUUGAAUUCAGUAGGAUACGAGAAGCUGCUGGUCUUUUCCGGUUGUUGAAGACAUUGGAUACUGGGGAGACACCUUCUGAGACCAAAAUGUCAAAGUAAUACCUCAUCAGAACGGUAGUACCCCCCCCACCACCCCCAGUCAUUGUUCAGCUGUACUGUUAUUUAAUUUUUAAAACUGUUAGAAUUCCAA
Molecule: messenger RNA, 1760 nt
Organism: Manis javanica (Malayan pangolin)
Lineage: Eukaryota; Metazoa; Chordata; Mammalia; Pholidota; Manidae
Source: RefSeq, a predicted model, not a curated record